AGACCGUCCUGGAGACCGCGGGACGCCAUCACCCGACCAGCGAGAGAGUCACCCGUGCAAAACAAAAAAACAAAAGAAUAAAAAAAAACUGAUAACCGUGGCGGGCGGCGGCGUCUGGUUUGAGUAAAUAGUAUACCGUUGUGAGUACCUGCCCUGCACCUUCCCUCCGCCUUACUCUAGUGGCUGUAACACUUGGUUCACUGUACUGAGGGAGACCAGGCCAGGCAGAGUCACGGAGGUAAGGAGUGCAGGAGUCCACCGGCAUGGCUACAGAAUCCAUCAAGUCCCCCGUGAGGCCUCCCCCGGGCCCGCACCCCGUGGCUACAGCCCUGAGGAUGUCGUUGCCCACCAACUACCGCCAAGUGGCCAUGAUGGGACCCACACCCACUCCAGGACCCACACAUGUUUACAUGCCCGCGUCACCUAUGAUGAGCAACAUUCUAAAAGGGUACCCCACAGACCGCCUUGCCCGUGCCCCCUCAACCCCAUCUUCCUCCUCCAAGGGUGUCGGGGAAGCCAACGUGCCCAGCCCCUUCUCCACACCAGUGCACGGCAACCCCUCCUUCAACCCACAGAAAAUGGGAACCGGCAAGGGAGGACACAGUGGAGAGGGGCGCAUUCCCAAACCCCCAAAGGCCCCUGACAAGCCCCUGAUGCCCUACAUGAGGUACUCCCGUAAGGUGUGGGACCAGGUCAAGGCCGCCAACAAUGACCUCAAGCUGUGGGAGAUCGGCAAGAUUAUCGGGUCAAUGUGGCGUGACCUUCCCGAGGCAGACAAGCAAGACUAUGUUGACGAGUAUGAGGCGGAGAAGGCUGAGUACACUAAGGCACUAGAGGCUUACCACAGUAGCCCAGCUUACCAACAGUACCUGGCUGCGAAGAACAAAGCAGGAUCAGCCGCAUUGGAAGAGAAGGAGAUCCUGGAGCGGUCGUCGUCGGCAGCCACCACGGGCACCAAGCUGGACCGUCGCAUUGACAUCCAGCCAGCCGAGGAUGAGGACGGUAAGGACUAUGACGAUGGCCUGAGCGUCAAGCAUGUGUCGCACGCUCGCUACCUCCGCAAUCAUCGUCUCAUCAAUGAAAUCUUCUCCGACACUGUGGUGCCUGAUGUGAGAAGUGUGGUCACCAGCCAGCGCCUCUCUGUCCUCCGCCGACAAGUCCAGUCCCUUACUAUGCAUCAGAAGAAGCUGGAGACUGAAUUACAACAGAUAGAGGAGAAGUUCGAAGCCAAGAAACGGAAAUUUGUGGAGGCCGGCGACAGCUUCCAGUCUGAGCUGAAGAAAGUAAAGGCAAUGGCCCCCAAACUGGAUGAGACUUCCUUUACACUAAUGGUGGAGAGACAGAAGGAGGUACUGCGGCGCGAGGCUGAGGAACGGCAACGCACCGCCCAGGGCCUGCCCCCCGCCCCACCUCCACCUCCUCCCCCCAGACCACAGCCCCCGCCACACCAGCCCAGCCAAGGGAGGAGGGCACCGAGGCAGCUGGCCCAGUGCCCCUCAACACCGCCACACCUGUUGAAGCCACACCCUCACCUGCCCUCCCUCAGGAAGGGAGUGAAUCAAACGCAGAAGCAGAGAGCAGCAAGCAGGAAGCUGUCCCGAGCACCACACCAGCCGCCAACACCACCACCACCACCACCACCUCCUCCUCCACCACCACCUCCUCCUCCACCGCCACCACCUCAACCACAUCAGCCUCCAUCACCACCACCACCACCACCGCCACCGCCGCCCCCCCAAGCACCUCCACUCCAGCAGUGA
Scylla paramamosain (green mud crab) is the source of this 1760-nucleotide messenger RNA. It is a transcript of the gene Bap111, whose product is annotated as SWI/SNF-related matrix-associated actin-dependent regulator of chromatin subfamily E member 1-like. Lineage: Eukaryota; Metazoa; Arthropoda; Malacostraca; Decapoda; Portunidae. Bases 264 to 1760 code for a protein of 498 amino acids. Gene Ontology annotation, cellular component: SWI/SNF complex. Gene Ontology annotation, biological process: negative regulation of DNA-templated transcription. The record is from RefSeq and is a predicted model, not a curated record. The transcript is spliced from 13 exons. Gene Ontology annotation, molecular function: nuclear receptor binding; nucleosomal DNA binding.